Drechmeria coniospora is the source of this 840-nucleotide messenger RNA. RefSeq lists its product as uncharacterized. Bases 1 to 840 code for a protein of 279 amino acids. The transcript is spliced from 2 exons. The record is from RefSeq and is a predicted model, not a curated record. NCBI's taxonomy places the organism in Eukaryota, Fungi, Ascomycota, Sordariomycetes, Hypocreales, Ophiocordycipitaceae.
AUGACCGCCACCAUGUAUCGGGAGAGGAAACCCGUUGUCGUCGCCGGCCGUGACGGUGUCGACGACGACUACGAGUGCCUCGAAUACCUCACCUACCGACCGCUGUCGAACCUGCCGACGCCGCCUCCCUCCUGGAGAGACGCGUCCUCCGCCUCGCAGUCACCCUCCUGCCUCGAGGCCGGCGAACAGCUCCAUCCCAAGUUUCGAGGGCCCGCAAUCCACCUCGUCAACCUCAUCCCCUCCUCGGCCUCCCUCGCCGUGGCAUCGGUACCCCUGGUCCAGGCGAUGCUCACCCGUGCCGACCUGCCGCUCGACGUCGUCGCCCUCGCCGUCUGCGUCCUCGACAGCCUCGAUGCCAAGUUUGCCCGCGCCUGGCGACUCUCGUGCCCCGUCGUGCCGGGCGAAACGGCAAGCACGGACGCCGAGACGGAUUCUAGCACGACGACGAGCGCCGAGAAACACCCUCGGCCGUUCCAGACCCACACGCCGCCGCCGACGCCGCCGCUCUACCAGGCUGCCCAGCGACAGAUGCUGCACAUCGACUCGGUCAAGCCGGAGCUCAUCAUCCUCGCCGCCCUCGUCAUCGCCGUCAAGUUCACCCAAGACCCUCAGCAGACGACCCAGCGCUACUGCUCGGACUGGGGCAGGAGCUCUUGGUCGGCCGACCAGCUCAACGUGACGGAGCGCUGCAUCAUGGAGAGCCUCGACUACAGGAUCAUGCCCCUGUGCGAAGAGGACUGCCUGACGGAUGCCAUGGUCGACAUGCAGCUGGCCGGUCAGCAAGGAGACUCCUUUGCACGCCAGCCAUCACCUCCGGACAGUGUCGGCAUCGACGAGUGA